Branchiostoma floridae (Florida lancelet) is the source of this 4144-nucleotide messenger RNA. RefSeq names its product tectonin beta-propeller repeat-containing protein 1-like. Bases 195 to 4094 code for a protein of 1299 amino acids. The record is from RefSeq and is a predicted model, not a curated record. The transcript has 25 exons. Lineage: Eukaryota; Metazoa; Chordata; Leptocardii; Amphioxiformes; Branchiostomatidae. Gene Ontology annotation, cellular component: membrane.
AUGAGGUCAUUAGGUUUUCGUCGUGACCUCUGACCUGACACAGCUGAUGGAUAGGCUCAUCCGUUUCAACAACAAGAUGAUUCUCCAAGAUUUUUGAUGUCUUCAGUUUGAAACCAUCCGGACAGGAUUUUCAGGAUGACCUUAUGUUGCUGUGAAAGUGUAUCUCUCCACCGUGUCCGGCACAAGUGACCAUCAUGCCUGCCACGUACCUGUGGUCAGUUGACUCAGCUGGGAAGGUCUACACACUGUCCACUGGUGGCAGGCAGUGGGAGGAGGUCAAAGGUGACAUAGAGUUGAAGAGAGUGUCUGCGACGGAGCUGUGUGCGUGGGGGAUCGGGUGUGACCACCAGGUGUACCUGUAUGUACACUCCAGCGAGGUGCCCAUCAGGUGUCAGGAAGCAACAUAUGAGAACCAGAGAUGGAACCCGAUGGAGGGUUUCUCAGGUCAGCACCUGUUACCUACAGACAGGUGGCACUGGAGUAACCAGCAGGGCACACAGCUGCAGCCGAAGGACAGCUGCACCCUGCCCUCCCCUCACUGGAGCUGGGAGGAUGACUGGUACAUCGACGAGAACAUCCGGGGAGAGCCCACUGACAAAGGGGGAUGGCAGUACGCGGUAGACUUCCCCGCUCAGUACGGCCCCAAGAAACGAUGGAACUCCUGCGUUCGCCGAAGGAAGUGGAUACGUUACCGAAGAUACCACGCAACCGACAACUGGGCACUGAUUCCAGGAGUGUUUGAUGACCCCCUGAAGGAACCGUUUAUAGAUGUCGCCGCGGGAGGGCUGGAGUUAACGGAUCAGCCGCCAGGCCGUGUGUCUGUGUGGACGGUCACCAUCAUGGGGAGGAUAUUCUACAGAACGGAGGUACACGCCAUGAACCCGGAAGGCGUCUCGUGGCAGGAGGUUGAUAACGAGGGACGGGAAUGUACGCAGAUCAGCCUGGGGCCGUCCUGUCUCCUGUGGGCCGUGACCUGGGACGGAGAGGUCAUGGUCAGACUCGGAAUCACACGAGAUAACCCCAUAGGCACAUCCUGGAAGGUAGUGGCCCCCCCGCAGGCGGACGUCCACUUUCUGCAAGUCUCAGUCGGGGUCAAGGGUGUUUGGGCUGUCAGCAGAGGUGACAAGGUGUGGUCCAGAAAAGGUGUAGAUGCCACACGAGGAGCAGAGGACCAAACAGCGCUGACAGGGAGUGCGUGGGUAGAGAUGGUGGGAGCCAUGGCACUCAUAUCUGUGGGACCAAAUGACCAGGUGUGGAGCCUGGAUGCCAACGACAGGUACAUGGUUUAUUUCCGCAAGGGGGUAACCCCCUCUGAGCUCAGCGGGAAGACAUGGAAGGCGCUGGAAAUCAGCAAGGGGGGUCCUGCAUCCAUGGACAGCAGUGUUUCAAGCAGCAUGUCUGAUAUAUACAGCCAGAGCAACAUGCUGUCCUCCCAGAUGGACAGGCUGCAAGUAGCAUCAGAUUCCCUCCCUGACAUUGAGCCUCAAGCAAGUAUACCGAACCUGGCAUUAGAUUUGUCUACAGGUGACCACAGUGCUCAGAAAGGUGGCGAAAUAAGUGGGAAAUCUGAAUACGGCCAGGAUACAAAAGAGGCUAGUACAGCAAGUGAGGCAGGGGAUUCACAAAAAUUCAAAAGCAAAAAAGAAGGAGAAGAAGACAACACAGAAAGAAAAGCAUCACAGGAAAGUUACAAUCCCGACAUAUCAGAUACUGCUGUUGACUUUGCUGGGGAUUGUGUACCACAGAAAGAAGUGACCGAAACUGAAAGGACAAGAGAAACAGCUCCGAUCGGCAAACCAGAAAACACAAAUGCGACAAUAGAAGGAAGUUCUGAAAACAACACCAACGUGAUAUGCGGAUCUCAGGAUUCUGGAAUAUCCAAAGGAAACAUGGCAUCUUCAACAGAGAGCAUGGACGCAAGAACUUCAGAUGGCAAACGAAAUCCCGUCUUGGAAAAGUUGCAACAAGAAGAUGGGAGCCAAUCGGAGAGCAGCGGAAGUCGCAGAGGGUCUGUGACGUCGUUCAGCGGGAUGGACAUGUACGCGGAUCUGUACCAACCGGACCCGGCAUGGGUGUGGGUUAGCGGGGGAGGAUGUGUGAUUGACACGUUCACGCAGCCCAACUGGUUCACUGCUGCACCCUCCCAUACUAGUGGCAGGGGAAACUCUGUGCUUGGUCCUUUGGACAGUUUGGCCAUCUGGGGCCAGGUGCAGAUCAACGAUGCCCCCUGGAGGAAGAGGGUAUUACUACAGCUGCAUGAAAGGGCAACAAAAGAGUUGCAGCCAUUCCAAGACUAUGAACAAGCUGUUGAAAGGACAUCUUGGAUUAAGAAGGGCAGCCUGCAGUACUGGAGCGACACCAAGCCUCACCGCUGGGUGGACUGUCGGCUACAUCUGGAACAGAGCUCGGGGAAGGGUCUGCACGACUGCAAGUUCACCUGCUACUACAAGUACUACGACUCCGAGAAGUAUCUCCAGUUCCCACUGAGUGAGAUCGUCUGUGUUCUGAGGGUGAACCAUGGCGGGAACCAGCGCCCGGUCCUCGCUAUCUACACCGCCAAGAGAACCGCCAAGAAGGUUCCCGUCAGACUGGCGUGCUCAACCGAAAAAGAACUCGAGGAUUGGUUGACAGGCAUCAGCCUGGCCUGCUGUGAGUUGCAGGGCUGCAAGGGGGCGCCAACGAACAGGGCAGUGUGGUCCACCACCUGUAGGGGAGACAUCUUUGUCUACGAGCCCACUCAUGACAUGGAAAUAACGCCUGCCAACCAGAUGCUCUGGAGACAGAUGGGUGGACACCUGAACAUGGUGGAGUGUGGUGGAGGGGGCGUGGUCUGGGGCGUCGGCUUUGAUGGUACAGCCUGGGUCUACACUGGGGGUUAUGGGGGAGGCAUGUUUAAAGGUAUAGCCAGCAGUCCCGGAGGCAUCCAUACCCAGACUGAUAUGAAGUACAUCUAUAUCUAUGAGAACCAGAGGUGGAAUCCCAUGACAGGCUUCUCCGAUAGAGGAUUCCCCACAGACAGAUACAUGUGGAGUGACAUCACAGGGAGACAGGAGUGCACCAAGGAGGGUACCAAGACACCAACAACAGAGUGGCACUGGGUAAGUGAAUGGACUAUCGACUACAAACCACCAGGGGGCGCCGAUAAGAAGGGCUGGCAGUACGCGACAGACUUCCCCGCCACGUACCACGGGUAUAAGGGCUGGAACGACUACGUUAGGAGGAGGAGGUGGAUGAGGAAAGCGAAGAUCAUUACCACAGGACCUUGGUUGGAGGCCCCGCCCCAGCACUUGAAGGACAUCUCCGUCCAGGUCGACCAACCAGAGAGCAGCACAGACCCCAUUGCAUUGUGGGCCAUCAGUGUGAAUGGUGACGUCCUGUGCAGAAUGGGUGUCAUCCAGGACUUUCCACAAGGUGUGUCCUGGUUACAUGUGCCCACAGACCAGCCCAUGACAUCAGUCUCCGUGGGGGGGAACAGCAGAGUCUGGGUGACAGCACAAGAUGGGUCCGCCUUCUUCAGGAAUGGGAUAACCAAGAAGGAGCCACAGGGCACAUGCUGGUUCCACAUCCCCUCCCCACAUACCCGCCCCCUGGUGCAGGUGUCAGUGGGACAGUCUUCUGUUUGGGCUGUGGACAAGCUCCAAAAUCUGUGGUUUAGGACGCAAACCGAACCUAACUACCCCCAGGGCACCACAUGGUAUCACCUCAGUCCCAAUGUCCAGAAGGUAACGGUUGGACCACAGAACCAGGUGUGGAUAAUAGCUGAGGACAGUCCAGAGAAGGGCACGUGGAUUCCAAUGGCAGACAAGGUCAUGGACAAGGUCAAAGAAAAGGUAUGGGUGCUGCAGGGGUACGUCCCCCCAGGGUCACGUGGGGUCGUAGGUCACAGGUUGGGGGUCAAGAUACCAGAGAUCCCCAUUGGCAAGACCUGGGACACCCAAGGCAUCGGGGGAGGGUGGAUCCAUCUAAGUGUAAGAGCCUGCACAGUUCAAGAUCCUCCCACAGGGGUGUGCACGGAUGAUGCAGCAGCCACCAUUAAGGGUGUUCAUGAAGAAGAAGAUGCCAACAGUCUUUACAGCAGCCAACCUGUGUGCUAAAAAGGGAUACAUAUCAUGGAACACCCGAAUCAUGUUUGCAAAAUAUUCCG